GCACUUUACAAACAAUUCUUUCCCUUGUCGUCCAGUCUUUUGAGUUUGCAGCACAUUCCACAUUUUCUCUGACUAAAACCCAGCUGGGAAAGAACGAUGCAGGCCGUUUCGAGAAGAUUAGGACACCAAUACAUCAAGCAAUCGCCAUCGAUUUCUUCAAUUUACCCUCUUUCUGAUCGGUAUUAUGGAGGUGAGAGGUACCAAUCUACACUUACCACCAAAGGGGUGGGGCAUCUAGUCCGUAAGGGCACUGGUGGAAGAUCGUCUGUUAGUGGAAUUGUUGCGACAGUGUUUGGUGCUACUGGAUUUCUUGGGCGUUAUCUUGUGCAACAGCUUGCUAAAAUGGGUUCUCAAGUAUUAGUUCCUUUCCGAGGGUCUGAGGAUUCUCACCGUCACCUCAAGUUAAUGGGUGAUUUGGGUCAGAUUGUUCCAAUGAAAUAUGACCCUAGAGAUGAAAAUUCUAUCAAGGCAGUGAUGGCAAAGGCUAAUGUUGUUAUUAAUCUUAUUGGAAGGGAAUACGAGACCAGAAAUUAUAGCUUUGAGGAAGUCAAUCAUCACAUGGCUGAACAGCUUGCAAUGAUUGCUAAAGAACAUGGUGGCAUCAUGAGAUUUAUUCAAGUUUCUUGUUUGGGGGCAUCUUUAUCAUCUUCAUCUAGAUAUCUGAAGUCUAAGGCAGCUGCUGAAGAAGCUGUUCUACGAGAGCUGCCCGAGGCCACAGUUAUGAAACCUGCCGUGAUGAUUGGCACAGAGGAUCGAAUUUUAAAUACAUGGGCACAUUUUGCCAAAAAUUACAGCUUUCUCCCACUUAUAGGAGAUGGAUCUACCAAGAUUCAGCCUGUAUAUGUUGUUGAUGUUGCUUCUGCAAUUAUCACUGCCUUAAAGGAUGAUGGUACCAGCAUGGGAAAAGUUUAUGAACUUGGUGGACCGGAUAUUUUCACUGUCCAUGAGUUGGCAGACCUUAUGUAUGAUGUGAUCCGUGAAUGGCCUCGGUAUGUGAAGAUUCCUAUUCCCAUUGCUAAGGCUAUCGCAAUGCCUCGAGAAAUAUUGCUUAAGAAAGUUCCCUUCCCAUUGCCUACCCCUGCCAUCUUCAAUCUGGAUCUGAUUGAAGCCUUUUCCACCGAUACACUGGUGUCCGGAAAUGGUUUAAAAUUUGAGGAUCUUGGGAUUGCGCCACAUAAACUGAAGGGAUACCCAGUCGAGUUUCUUAUACAAUAUCGUAAAGGUGGUCCACAGUAUGGUUCUACAGUUAGUGAAAAAGUAACCCCCCAGUCAUGGUCUUGAUGUUCAUCGGUUCUUUAGUUCUGCAAACUCCAGCUAUCCUUUUGAAAACUUUGGAGUUGGUAUGUGUUGCCUUCAUUUCCUUCAGCUGUGAAUUGCUUACCACCUCGAAUCUUCUCUGAUGAAGAAUCACAAAUCAACUGACGUUGUAGUCUAUUAAAGCUAAUAAAUGAAGUUGUUUAAACAAGGUUGAGAUUGUCCAUUUUUCGAGAGAGGAACUUAGAAGAAUAAAGAUAUUGGGGAUUCUUCUUCAGCAAUUCCAAUAUUCGCAACUUAUUCUAGAAAAAUUGCUGAAGAUUAUUUUUUGGUGGUUUUUAGGCCUUUGUGUAAUUCAAAUGAAGUUAUGUUUUUUCCUUCAAUGAUUGUUUUCUUGCACGCUCA
This is a messenger RNA of Olea europaea var. sylvestris, 1659 nucleotides long. Its product is annotated as NADH dehydrogenase [ubiquinone] 1 alpha subcomplex subunit 9, mitochondrial-like. The transcript is spliced from 12 exons. The record is from RefSeq and is a predicted model, not a curated record. Gene Ontology annotation, molecular function: protein-containing complex binding. Gene Ontology annotation, cellular component: mitochondrion. Lineage: Eukaryota; Viridiplantae; Streptophyta; Magnoliopsida; Lamiales; Oleaceae. The coding region runs from base 97 to 1281 and encodes 394 amino acids.